Mizuhopecten yessoensis (Yesso scallop) is the source of this 1597-nucleotide messenger RNA. Its product is annotated as protein shisa-5-like. The record is from RefSeq and is a predicted model, not a curated record. The coding region runs from base 209 to 853 and encodes 214 amino acids. Lineage: Eukaryota; Metazoa; Mollusca; Bivalvia; Pectinida; Pectinidae. The transcript is spliced from 4 exons.
GCGACGCGAUAUUGGAGUCUGGACGCAGUUUCGUAUUAAAUCAGAAAAUAGAAAUUCUGAAAACGUAAACAAAAGUAUUGUGUUAAAGGCAAACACGCAAGGAAAAUUGUUACAAAGAUUGAGGUCCAAGGAUUACAAGCUGGAAACCUUGUAUGCCAGCUGCAGUGCUGUCAAUUUUAGAAGAGGUGCCAUAUCAAAGUAGAUCAGUAUGGUUUUCAUGCAGUGCACAACACUUUUUCUCACAUUUGCUGUCUUCUUCAACGCUGUCCUAGUUGAAUCCUAUGAUACAGACAAUGACGUGGAUUACACUGUCGAGCAAACAGAAACAAUUCAUGACACAGCCAUGUCGGUGACUGUCACGAUCGGAAUCAUUGUUGCACUUAUAGUCGGUGGAAUCAUCGUGGUAACGCUCAUUAUUUGUUGCUGCUGCUGUAGAGGAAGAAGGUCUCAAGGUCAUGUGUACCGAUCAACACCAGUUACCACGACGACUACUACUGUCAUCACCCAACAACGAAACCAACCUCCCCAGUACCCAGCCCAGGCCCCUGGGGGUUACCCUGGAUACCAGACCACCUCCCCAGCACCAUGUGCACCUGCUGCACAGAUGGCUCCUCCUCAUCAGGGGACAUCACCAGGGUAUCCCCCACAGAACAUGGCUCAUGGAUAUCCCCUUCAGAAUCAAGGCUCUAAGCUGGAACCCUCAGCACCACCUCCUCCGCCUGCUCCAUACAUGCAAGAUAUGCCGUACUACCCUCCGCCCCAGGACCAAUCUUACCCUCCACCCCCAAACCAGCCCUAUCCCCCUCAGCCGUAUGGAGGAAUGGUACAGCCACCCCCAUACUCAGAGAAGUGAUGCAGACAUCUCCGUUUCCUGGAAAGAUUGAGAAGUCGAAAGAAGCAGCUGUUUGAUAUUGUAAUGCCCUGGUUUGGGGAAAAUUUGAACUUUGUUUUCUCAAAAUUACUUUUUAUUUUAGAAUGAUGACCUGGCUUUUUAUGAUAGACUUUAAAUAACCCAUGAGUGUAAUAAUUUUAGUACAUUUUGUAUCAGAAUCAGUGACCCUGUCUUGGUUUUUUUGAUACAUUACAAUUUUGGAGUAUUUUAAACCUCUUUUGAAGUCAUUAGAUAAAUACUAAAAAAUUGAAAAAAUAAUUGAUAAGUUUAUAUGUAUUUGAUUAAUUUCUUUAAAAAAAUCAGGGUCAUAAAAGAUGUAACUAUCUGUGAUUUAUCUUUGUGAUGAGCUGAAUAAUUAUAUUGAAAGAAAUUAUGGAAACUUGAUUUCAAAAGAUGUCUCACCCUAUUAUAACAUGUGUAUUAGUGAUAUGUACUUGUAGUUUUGAGUUGAUAAAAUCACUUGAAUGGCGGUCUUGUGAACUGUACUAAUUUUGUAAAUUAUACAUUAUCUAUAUGUGGUUAAAACCAUAGGGGAUUAAAAUCCUAGGUGAUUAAUAGGUGAUUAAAAAUGUUUGUGUUUAAUUAUUAUAUGCCAUUGAAAUCAUAAUUUGUGUGAUUAAAUCAUGAGUCACAAAAAAACAAAUAAUACAAGAUUCCAGUCUACUCAGCUGUAAAUGAGUAUGUGGUUUGGCAGUGCUAGAAUGG